AUGGCCAGCCGCUCCUACCGCAUCAGCUCUGGCUGCAAUGUCCGCAAUUUCAGCUCCUGCUCGGCCGUCCUGCCCAAGCCUGGGGCUCACAGCUGUGUCAGUGCGGUAGCUUACCGAGGGGGCAGUCCUGGGGGGCCAGGCUACAGGCGCCUUAGCGGCUUCGGCAGCCGGAGCCUGUGCGCCGUGGGGUCCCCCCGGAUUGCAGUGAGCUGCAGCCGUCCCCUGAGAAGUGGUGGCAGCUUUGGUUACCGGGCAGGUGGCCUUUGUGGGCCCAGCCCUCCCUGCAUCACCACCGUGACAGUCAAUGAGAGCCUGCUCACGCCCCUCAACCUGGAGCUCGACCCCAACGCCCAGUGCGUGAAGCAUGAGGAGAAGGAGCAGAUCAAAUGUCUCAACAACAAGUUUGCAGCCUUCAUCGAUAAGGUGCGCUUCCUGGAGCAACAGAACAAGCUGCUGGAGACCAAGUGGCAGUUCUACCAGAAUCAGCGUUGUUGUGAGAGCAACCUGGAGCCGCUGUUCAAUGGCUACAUUGAGACGCUGAGGAGGGAGACUGAGUGUGUGGAGGCCGACAGUGGGAGGCUGGCCUCAGAGCUCAACCACGUGCGGGAGGCGCUGGAGGGCUACAAGAAGAGGUAUGAAGAAGAAGUAGCACUUAGGGCCACGGCUGAGAAUGAGUUUGUGGUGCUAAAGAAGGAUGUGGACUGUGCUUAUCUUCGCAAGGCAGACCUCGAGGCCAAUGUGGACACAUUAAGGGAGGAGAUUGGCUUUCUGCAGUCUCUCUAUCAGGAGGAAAUUUGUCUUCUUCAAUCACAAAUCUCUGACACUUCUGUAGUGGUAAAGAUGGACAACAGCCGAGAGCUCAACAUGGACUCGGUUGUGGCUGAGAUCAAAGCUCAAUAUGAUGACAUUGCCAGUUGCAGCAGGGCUGAGGUUGAGUCCUGGUACCAAACCAAGUGUGAGGAGAUGAAAACCACAGUGACCCAGCAGGGAGAGAACCUCCGCAGAACCAAGGAUGAACUCAACGAGCUGAACCGUCUGAUUCAGAGGCUGACGGCUGAGGUGGAGAACGCCAAGCAGCAGCGCUGCAAACUGGAGGCCGCAGUUGCUGAUGCAGAGCAGCAGGGUGAGGCAGCCCUCAACGAUGCCCGCUGCAAGCUGGCUGGGCUGGAGGAGGCCCUGCAGAAGGCCAAGCAGGACAUGGCCUGCCUGCUCAAGGAGUACCAGGAGGUGAUGAACUCCAAGCUGGGCCUAGACAUCGAGAUCGCCACCUACAGGCGCCUGCUGGAGGGCGAGGAGCACAGAUUAUGUGAAGGCGUGGGCUCUGUCAAUAUCUGUGUGAGCCGUUCCCAGGGUGGCGUGGUUUGUGGGGACCUCAAUUCCACAGUCUCACGUGGCUCAGGAAGCGUGGCCAUCAGCAGCAGCAGUCUCUCCUCUCCUUCUGUACUGGGGGGCUACCCCAGUGCAAGAUUGGUACGGUUUGCAUAG
Messenger RNA from Elephantulus edwardii (Cape elephant shrew), 1485 nucleotides. Its product is annotated as keratin, type II cuticular Hb5-like. Gene Ontology annotation, molecular function: structural constituent of skin epidermis. The record is from RefSeq and is a predicted model, not a curated record. The transcript is spliced from 9 exons. Gene Ontology annotation, biological process: intermediate filament organization; keratinization. Gene Ontology annotation, cellular component: keratin filament. Bases 1 to 1485 code for a protein of 494 amino acids. Lineage: Eukaryota; Metazoa; Chordata; Mammalia; Macroscelidea; Macroscelididae.